This is a messenger RNA of Brienomyrus brachyistius, 3457 nucleotides long. Its product is annotated as mucin-5AC-like. The transcript is spliced from 5 exons. The record is from RefSeq and is a predicted model, not a curated record. The coding region runs from base 584 to 1663 and encodes 359 amino acids. Lineage: Eukaryota; Metazoa; Chordata; Actinopteri; Osteoglossiformes; Mormyridae.
AUGAGCUGUCUGUUGCGCUGAGGGAGGGGGCGCGACACCCCGACGCCGCCCAGUGCGAAUCCGCCGCUCUCUAUAUGUGGCUGAAGAGGCGCAAGUGUUGAGGAAUCAGAUGUUACGGCACCUCUGCUGGGAAAGGGCGGUGACUGGGCUCCAGAGGCGUGGCUGUCAGUAACCCCCUGCGCUCCUGGCACACUGCGCCCUUUUUAUCCUCCCCAGUAAAGUGUGCUGGCUGAUCGUCAGGGCCGGGAGGAGCGAGUCGUAUUUGCAGUGGUGUGAACACACCGGGCCGACCUCGAUUUCGGGACUUCGGAGGGAGGGGGGGUUUGAAACACGUGGCAGCGAGUCUCCGGGCUGGAUGCGGAUCGGCGGCAGAGCCCCGUGUGAACACCCGCACCCCGCGCCGCUCCACUGCGUUGUGGGACGGGUAAUCAGCCUCACCUUUUUAUAGAUCUCCGACUUCAGCCGCUAUUAAGGUCCAAGGGGGACGCUGACAACGAGCCUGAAUAUAAUUUCUGCGCUGAACAAAGGAAGACAGGCGAGGGGAACUAACUGCUGCUUCGGAUUAAAUUAAAGGGCAAAAAAGAUGAAGACAAAAGUGAUUCUAGUGCUUUGCACGGUGGUGCUCCUGACAUGCGGGUUUCCCCUUGAAGCCGCUGUCUCCCAACCCCCCCUGCUUUCAGCUUCCCUUCCGGUGACAGGGACCACAGUGCCACAACCUACUGUGAGGCCGAAUCAGAACCUCAGCCUUUCAAACAGCAGCACUGCCGGUGAAGACCUCCCACCCUCCGACAGUGCUGUCAGAAAUAACAGCACCCUCAGUGGUGAGAUUCCAGCGUCUGGUGGUCCUGUCAGUAAAGACAGUGACUCCGGUGAUGCUGGCCUUGCCUCAGGCAGUCCCAUCAGUAAUAACAGCGCCCCCAGUGCUGGUGGCCCCCCUGCCUCCGACUGUCCCAUCAGAAAUAACAGCACCCCUAGUGGUGGUGGGGUUCCAGUGUCCUGUGGUCCUUUCAGUAAUGACAGUGACUCCAGCGGUGCUGGCCUCCCUGCCCCAAAUGGUGCCAUGACUAAUAACAGCGCCCCCUGUGGUGAUUGCCCUUCUGCCUCCAACGGUAUGAAUGACAGCGCCAGCAGCAAUACCAGUAAGUCCCCUACAAGUGCCCCGAGCAGCACCCUGGAGUACAGUGUGACUCACACUGCGACCUCCGCCUCUAACUCCUCAGUGCCCUUCACCUCUACACUGACAAACACCACCCUCACGAUUGGUGGGGUCUACCCUGCUGUGGGCACGCUCCCUGUCUCCACACACCUGAACAGUGCCGCCCCCACUAGUGCGACAAGCCCCCUCCCCGCCUCGGAUCCUCAGCCCACCCCGAGGUCCAGCGAGUCCUCCCCCGGCCUCUCCACCCAAACCCAGCUCCCUCGGGACGGGCACUCGCGGCUCACCGUGAAAGACAAGGAAGAGGAUACGCAUGGCUUGCAGCCACCCUUGGACCCGCUGCUGGCCGGCCUGGUGUCUGUGUUCAUCUUGACGGCGGUCAUCAUCACGCUGCUCCUGUUCCUGAAAUUUCGACGGAGGAAUAACCAGCCGGAAUUCCGCCGGCUGCAAGACCUGCCCAUGGACGACAUGAUGGAGGAUGCGCCCCUCUCCAUGUAUAGCUACUGAGAACAGCCCCACCUUCUCAGCAAGCCCAUUCCUCCUCACUGUUCCUCGCCAGUUCCCUGCUAAAGCACUACUACAUGUUCGCUACCUGUUCUCCCAGUCAUGGUACCGGAGGCUGUCGUCGCGCCCUGGGGAAGUUUGUAGACUCAUUAAGAGCUUUAUUUCAAUUUGAUUGUAAUUCUUGGAUUUCUACAUGCUGGGCCUGUGGGCUGCCCCUCCCAUCCUGCCUAAGAUGAGGUUGACAGGAAGCCACUGAUGGACAUGAACAGAGGAUUUCGGGUAAAUCAUAACUGGUUCUGUUUUUUUUUUUCUGCCUCUGGAGAAUAUUCUGCACUACUAGUCCCUUCCCUGAUAUGAAUGGAAGAUGGCACCAUCAGAUAUCCACCAGAUAUCAUACUCUUAUGGUACCAGGCUCUUCCCGUAGGCCUCUGAGUCUUGCACAGUGCUGGAGUGCUGCUUUCCUGCUGCUUUCGUGCUGUCAAAGCUGGUGACUUUGAUCAACGGCAGUGAUGUUGUUUCGGUUAUGACUCUCGCCUCUCCCUGGGCUGAUUCCCAGCUGGUUACUGAUUGUGGGACCUCAGACACGGCAUGUUUUCCAGGCCGGCUGUUCAGAUAUGUAUUCAAGUGUCGAUUGGUGCCGUCGACUGUUUGCGUGGUUUAGUGCAGAUGGGUGAGUCUCAUCACACCGUUUUGGUGCCUUAGCACUUGGCUUGCUGGAUAGAUAAGAGGUUGUGUUUUGAGUCAGAUGUUUAAUUUGCAUAAGUGUGAUGGAGACACUGGUUUCUUUAAUUGUUCUUCAACCAAACGGUGUGUUUGUAUGAACAUGGCUUCCGCCAAGGUUGCUUUCUGCUGUUGGUGUUUGGUGGCUUCUUAAUGUUGUCCUUGGGGAGAGUCGUUUCUGAGAACGUUUCCCCAGCUGUAUCUAGCGUUUCUUCAUGUGAUGUUAGUAUAGCGUCUUUAGUUUUAAAAAUAGGAUUUUUAUAGAAACCUCUUCCAGCUUGAGUGCGCAUUAACAAUCUAACAAUGUGUUCCUUGAUCAAAUCUUGACUUCCUUAGGCCCGGAUGGGACGGUGAUGUGAUCGUCACAUCUCCCAUCCCAGGCAGGAAUGCCUAAACAGAUCCUCAUUUGUUGACUUUUAACCCAUCAGUCACUUGGAAGUAAUUUAUUUCUCUUAGCUGAUGCAGCUACCCAGACCUCUCUAAAAACUAAAACGUGUCUGUUCCCCGAGGGAAGCCAACUUAAAAUCUUAGCAUCUUCCCGAUGCCUCGUUGUUUGCCUAUAGUUCUUCCCGCCAAACACAAGCCUGAGUUCAGAGGAGAGUAAUGCAAGAAACGGACCAUAAUUACCAGUUAAAUGUAAAAGCAAGCCUCUGUUUCCUAAUGUGAUCCAUCUUUCUGGGUUGGAAUCAGCUUGAAGGCUUUUGGCUUCUCAGUAUCCAGGUCAACAUGGUGAGCCUGUCGUCCUUCAAAACCGUGUGUUGCGUGGUUUUGGUAAGAAGUGAAAUGACGGUUUGCUCAGCAUUGAGUGAUGACCUCCUUCGAAGGCCACUAGACAAAAGCCAUAUGCCCUGUUCAGGUAUGGAGAGAAGUUCCAGAAAUCCUGCUGCUUGAUCUGUAUGUGUUUCUGCAGCAAUAAAGAUUCAUUUCACAGAUAGAAGCUAGGGAUCAUAGACAACCAAAAUGUAAAUAGGUCAUACACCAAAACUGGUUCCGUUCUGCUACGGUUCCUGCAAUGUGCCUAAAGUUUGAGUGUGUUCUGAGUGUAUUUUGUUUUUUAAUAAAACAUUUUAAAGCCAA